AUGAGCAUUGCUAAUCAUGAUAAUACGGAGCCUAUGCUACCACCAGAGCUAGAACGAGCAAUAUUCGAGUGUGCCGCCAAUCUGUUUCCGGGUCUCAUACCAAUGAUGCUUACGGUGGCCAAUAGGGUACUUGAGUGGCUUCGACCUUUUCUCUAUACACACAUAUCCAUCACUCCUCAAUCCCCUUCUCUAUCAGCGCUUCUACACCUUCUCACCACUCUUCCGCCGGCGCACGCAUUCUUCUACGACUCCAAUAUCGCCAAAAGCGUCUUCGUUGGGCAUACCAGAUGGCUCAACAAUGAAACCAUGCUCGUUCUUCGACUUUUCGGGAAGAACACAGAGGACCUGACCAUCCUCAGCGCCAAUCGAGCACUAGUGCCGUUAUUACGCAAAAUACCCCUCAGGCGGCUUGCAGUCUCACUUGUUCACCUGUUCGAUGGGCCCGGGUAUAACUCGGAGAACUUGAACGGGGGCUCAAGCAUACUCGCAAACUUGGCCUCAUUGCAAGGAGCAUUCGUCAACGUCACCCAUCUCGAGCUAUUCGACUUUCUGCAUACCGAGCCUUUGUCAGCAAUGGGCUACCUCUGUGCGCCAUCUCCGUCCUGCCCAUUCAACCCCCAGCCGAGCCCACUUCCAUCGCUGACCCAUCUUUGUCUGCACUCAUUCGUACAUCGCAACCAGCUCUUGUUCGUUUUAGAACACAACCCGCGCCUGCAACUCCUCGUCAACGUCCACAGGGACACAGAGCCAGAGUGGGGACUGGGGGACAUUGCAGGCCGGUUGGCGAUAACUGAAGAUGUGCGAUUCGUGCUGAUGACGAUGGAGGUGUCCCUUCCCGCACAUGCACGGAGAUGGGAGUCUGCUAGACGUGGGCUCGUUGCUAAAGAAGAACCGAGAGACUUUUGGGUCAUGGCAAAAGCGUUCGUCGAGAAGCGCAAGGCUGGGACGGUGCUUCCUGCAUGGCGCUGCUGGAUAAUGGCGGAGGAUUUCCAGGCUGAAUGA
Messenger RNA from Mycena indigotica, 1002 nucleotides. RefSeq lists its product as uncharacterized. The coding region runs from base 1 to 1002 and encodes 333 amino acids. Lineage: Eukaryota; Fungi; Basidiomycota; Agaricomycetes; Agaricales; Mycenaceae. The record is from RefSeq and is a predicted model, not a curated record. The transcript has 4 exons.